Molecule: messenger RNA, 2823 nt
Organism: Poecilia latipinna (sailfin molly)
Lineage: Eukaryota; Metazoa; Chordata; Actinopteri; Cyprinodontiformes; Poeciliidae
Product: proteasome activator complex subunit 4B-like
Exons: 27
Coding region: 1-2808 (935 amino acids)
Biological process (GO): proteasomal ubiquitin-independent protein catabolic process
Cellular component (GO): spermatoproteasome complex; cytosol; nucleus
Molecular function (GO): peptidase activator activity; proteasome binding
Source: RefSeq, a predicted model, not a curated record
AUGAACAGCAAAACUGGCAGCACAGAUGCAGCCUAUGCUCUCCAGAACCUGGCUCUGCUCACACCACAACUCGUCAUACCGCCUGUACUUGAAAAGACCUAUGCGGCGAUGGAGACCCUGACGGAGCCGCACACGCUCACCGCCACCCUCAGCUGCAUGAUCGGCAUGGCGCGCAGCCUCGUUUCCCCUGACAACCGCUACCCAGAGGGCCGCGCUCACGUGCUCCCAUUGCUCAUGGGCUCUCUCCCGGGGGUGGACCCCAACGACUUCAGCAAGUGCAUGAUAACGUUCCAGUUCAUCACCACCUUCACCACCUUGGUGCCUUUAGUGGACUGCUCAUCUGCUCCGUUUCGACAGACGGAUCUCACCGAGAUUGAAAAAGAUCUCUGCUUUGCCUCAGCCGGCUUUGAAGACUUCGUGCUGCAGUUUCUGGACAGAUGUUUUGCUCUCAUAGACAGCAGCACUCUGGAGCAGACGAGAGACGAGACGGAGACGGAUACCCAGACUCAUUUGGAGAGCCUGGUGGAGCUGGGACUGUCUUCCACCGUUAGUACGAUCCUAACACAGUGCUCCACAGAAAUCUAUGAGGUUGCGUUGCAGAAGCUGUACAACUUUGCCACCUCCAGCAUCUUUGAGACGUGUGUGUCAGGCAGAAUGGUGGCCGACAUGUGCAGGGCUGCAGCAAAGUGUCAUCCUGCUGAGUCUCUCCGUCUGUUCGUCCCUCACUGCUGCAGCAUCAUCUCGCUCAUUACUGACAAUGUGGAGCUGCAGAACGAAGAUGAGCUGGAUAAGGAGCUGCUGUGGAAUCUCCAGCUGCUCUCUGAGGUAAUCCGUGUGGAUGGCGAACAGCUGCUAAAAUACCAAGGGGAGCUGGAGCGCAUCCUGCGCGUGUGUGUGCAUCUUCGCUGUAAGCAGGCCUACACACUCGCUUGCAGCUUGCUGGAGCACACACUCCGCUCGCUGUCUCUCAUCUAUCCCACCGAGUACCGCAGCACCUCUGGGGGCUUCGAUUCCGACCUCCCCAUCCGGGACUGGGGCCGAGCCGGAGAUGUGGCAGCGUUGGGUGUGUGUUGGCAUGUGCCGUGCCAGGAGGAGGAAAACUUUGUUUUCCAGCUGCUGUCGUCGCUCCUGCAUCCCCAGCUGCAGCGAAUCAAAGGCCACGUGUCUGGAGCUCAGCCAAUGACCAGGGAGGAGUUGUGGCAGAGCUUAGCGAUCGUGCAGCACUGCCUUCUCGGAGCUGGGAGCAUGCUGCCCCCUUUGGAUGGCGCACACGUCCCUGACCUGGUGCCCUCCAUGGUGAAUCUGGGGGAGAUCAAACUGCACGUAGGUGUCGAGUAUGAUGAUUCAUGGGAAAACUACAGAGUGUCCAUCUGCCAGACCAUGAGACUUCUGCUUCAUCACAUCCUGGAGCACUCGGAAGAUGAUACAAAAUCCCUUUUUGUCAUCAUUAAGAUCGUCAGUGACCUCAUGUUUUUCUGUGGCACACACAAGAAGGAGUUUGACUCACGCUGGAAAAGCUUCACUCUUGUCAAGAAGUCAAUGGAAAACAGGCUUCUUGGGAAAAAGCGGCACAUCAGAGCGCUGCUCAUCGACCGGAUUCUGCUCCAGCAUGAGAUGAGAAAACUGGUGGUUGAGGGCAGUGAAUACAAAGUGGUCCAUCAGGAGCUGCUCUGUGAUCUGCUGCUGCUUUCUACCAGCACGUACAGCCAGGUACGUAGCAGGGCGCAGAGCGUGCUGAUGACAGCGAUGGGAACCUAUAGCUUCGCUUAUAGAGACAUGAUUCCCCGUAUGUUACAACUGCUGUCUCCACAGAACACCGCGGGCACGGAGCAGCAGUUCAAGGGUAGUCUGUACUGCCUCUUGGGCGCUCCCAGUGGUUUCUGUCCAGCAACCACACGGGACUGGGAUUGUGUCGGGGAAGUGUGGCCCGCUCUGGUCCGAUGCGGACUGUCACACUCGGUGACCCUGGAGAAGCCCUCCAUUGGUCGACUGUUUGAUGACAUCAUUGAUAGGAUUCAUCGCCUUCACGACACCAUUGGAAUCUACUUCACGGUGUCAGAGAGAUGUGUCGAGAUCGCCAACCAAAUUGCACAAUCUAAAAAUCCCACACCUUGUUCGAAGCUCCCGUCCAAAGAAGAAAUAAAAGAAGGAAUUCAGCGUCAGCGUAUCAGAAAUGUUGUUGCUGCAAGGAAAUAUGAGAAGCUAGUCAAUGACCUGUUGGACUGCCUUGAAGACAGAGAUCUGCCCUGGAAGUUUGAGCACAUGGCCACAGACCUGUUGGCUCUUCUUCUGCGAGACGAUCAUCCUCUCCCACCUGAUGCUGUCCUCUACUUCACACAAACCCUUGUUCACGACUCCAUUAGCAUACGCAAGGUGUCCAUCUCAGCCAUGGCAGGAAUCCUGAAACAGCUGAAAAGGCCGAGAAAGAAAGUGGCAGUUAAGCCUUCGGAUAUCAGUGGGAUCAAGGAUCCAGAGGGGAUUUGUGUUGGGGAUCGUGAGGGAAACUGCUGGCUGCAGUACGACAGCAGCAACCUGCCUCUGAGUCAGGAGCAGUGGGACUUGCUGCAGUACGUGGAGAAAACUCACUGGGGCUACUACUCAUGGCCCAGAGAAAUGAUGAUCUAUGCAUCUUCCGAAAAGCCACAAGAUGACCUGCCAUACGAGGAGAUGAGUGAGGGCGAGAAGAUCAUCUUUGAGUACUUCUCGGACCCUGACUUCAUUGACCAGUUGAUAGAGUUUCUCUCUCUGGAGGAGCGGAAAGGGAAGGACAGCUUCAACCCGCGCCGCUUCUGCCUCUUCAAGGUGUGAAUUUAACCUCUCAUC